Molecule: messenger RNA, 7994 nt
Organism: Oncorhynchus keta (chum salmon)
Lineage: Eukaryota; Metazoa; Chordata; Actinopteri; Salmoniformes; Salmonidae
Product: ELKS/Rab6-interacting/CAST family member 1-like
Exons: 20
Coding region: 467-3811 (1114 amino acids)
Biological process (GO): regulation of synaptic plasticity; maintenance of presynaptic active zone structure; neuromuscular synaptic transmission
Cellular component (GO): cytoskeleton of presynaptic active zone
Molecular function (GO): structural constituent of presynaptic active zone
Source: RefSeq, a predicted model, not a curated record
CUUGCUUUAUGAAACAUAAUACACAACAUCCGGGACUAGCAUUAGCCACUGUAGCAUGGUGGGGGAAAAGGGUGUUUCAUAAAGAAAGUAUGAAUAUUUUCCCCGUUUCUUUUUGCCUUCUCUCCAUUAAGUCGAAUGAAGGCGAAAACCGACGCCUUUGCAGCCUGAAUGGACAAUGUUUUAUGUACGAACCGGUCCACGGGGGAUACGAGUGUAUAGCUGGCUGCAUACAUUCCCUUUGGAUGAUCAGUCUCCUGUGUAUCGACCCUCUGAAUAGUCGUUAUCUAACUCCAAGAGCAGCUGUCACUCAGUCCCUUCUGAGAUUGAGAGAGCGCUCAGCUGUUUCGCAUGAAACAAGCGCUCACUUACUUCAGUUGAGUCCGUCACACACUAGACGAGGCUACAUCUCCACGUUUCGGACACCUCUUCCCACCAUCCAGCCGUCCACUCCUCUGCUUCAGCGAACAUGUACGGCAGCGCCCGUUCCGUUGGCCGAGCGGAUGCCAACCACAGCGGAGGAGGGAGAGACGCUGGGAGGGAUGGGGGGAGCAGCCAGGGUUCUGGGCGCUCCCCUCGUCUCCCCCGCUCACCACGGAUGGGUCACCGUCGCACCAACAGCACGGGGGGCAGCGGAGGAUGUCCAGGCGGAGCGGGGGGUAAGACCCUCUCCAUGGAGAACAUCCAGUCCCUCAAUGCAGCCUACGCCACCUCAGGACCCAUGUACCUGAGCGACAACGAGGUCGCCAUGCCCGACCGCGUUAACAAGAGCGGUCGGGAGAUGACCACAAUGGGGCGACAGAGGGUGACAUACGGGUCAAGGGCGAGCGCAGGUGGGGGUGGAGGCGUGGCAGCCAGCACACCAAACAUCGCCACGUCGGCCCCAGCCAACGCUGUGCUCCCUGGGGGAAUGAUGGCAGGUGACUCCCUGGCUUUUGGGGAUCACCACAUGGCCUCUACGGUGCCCCACUCCCUGAGACAAGCCCGGGAUAACACCAUACUGGACCUGCAGGCCCAGCUCAAAGAGGUUCUGCGUGAGAAUGAGUUGCUGUGUCGUGAGGUGGAGGUGAAGGAGAGCAAGCUGAGUUCCUCCAUGAACUCCAUAAAGACCUUCUGGAGCCCUGAGCUGAAGAAGGAGAGAGCCCUAAGGAAGGACGAGGUGUCCAAGAUCACUGUCUGGAAGGAACAAUACCGUGUGGUGCAAGACGAGACACAGCACCUCCACAUGACGGUCCAGGCCUUGCAGGAUGAAUUGAGGAUCCAGAGAGACCUGAACCAGCUGCUCCAGCAGGACCCUGCCAGCCAGGGUCGCGAACUGGCCCUGAACUCUGAACCCACGGAGGAGAACUACCGGCGGCUUCAUGGGGACCACGAGCGUCAGGCCAAGGAGCUGUUCCUGCUCAGAAAGACCCUGGAGGAGAUGGAGCUGAGGAUAGACACCCAGAAACAGACCCUGGGUGCCAGGGACGAGUCCAUCAAGAAACUGCUGGAGAUGCUGCAGAGCAAAGGGCCGUCGGCUAAGGCCUCAGAGGAAGACCAGGAGAGAACCAGGAGACUGGCUGAUGCUGAGAUGCACAGACACCAUCUAGAGUCCCUACUGGACCAGAGAGACAGGGAGACGACUGCUCUACGAGAGGAGCUGCAUCGUCGAUACGAGGGAACCCCAGAGUCCACCAAAACCAAGGCUCUACAGACAGUCAUCGACAUGAAGGAUGCUAAGAUCAACUCUCUGGAGCGAGGUCUGAGGGACAUGGAGGAGGAGGUGAUGAUGCUCAAAUCCAACGGCCUGCUGAGCUGUGAGGAGAGACAGGAGGAUAUGAAACAGAUGGAGGUCUACCGCAGCCACACCAAGUUCAUGAAGAACAAGAUGGACCAAGUAAAGCAGGACAUGUCCAGGAAGGACACAGAGCUGCUGGGUUUACAGACCAAGCUGGAGACUCUGACAAACCAGUUCUCUGAUAGCAAACAGCACAUCGAGGUCCUCAAGGAGUCACUGACCGCUAAAGAACAACGAGCUGCCAUCCUACAGACAGAGGUGGAUGCGUUGCGUCUGCGUCUGGAGGAGAAGGAGACCACGCUGAACAAGAAGAGUAAACAGAUCCAGGAGAUGUCUGAGGAGAAGGGCACGCUCAACGGAGAAAUCCACGACCUCAAGGACAUGCUGGAGGUCAAGGAGCGCAAGGUCAACGUCCUGCAGAAGAAGAUUGAGAACCUGCAGGAACAGCUGAGAGACAAGGAGAAGCAGAUGAGCAGCCUGAAGGAGAGAGUGAAGUCUCUACAGACAGACACCUCUAACACAGACACAGCUCUUAACACACUGGAGGAGUCCCUCGCUGAGAAGGAGCGCAUCAUCGAGCGUCUGAAGGAGCAGAGAGACAGAGACGACAGGGAGAAGACUGAGGAGAUCGACAGCAACAAGAAAGAACUGAAGGAUCUGAAGGAGAAAGUCAGUCUGCUGCAGGGAGAUCUGUCUGACAGAGAGACCAAUCUGUUGGACCUAAAGGAGCAUGCAUCAUCCCUGGCCUCCUCGGGGCUGAAGAAGGACUCCAAGCUGAAGAGUAUGGAGAUCUCUCUGGACCAUAAGAAGGAGGAGUGUGUCAAACUGGAGAACCAUCUUAAGAGGGCCCAGAAUGCGACUUUGGAGGCCAAGGCGAACACGGAGCUGUCGGAACGCAUCACCUCCCUGGAGCAGGAAGUGACCCGACACAGAGAGGAUUCUGGCAAGGCUCAGGCGGAGGUGGACCGGCUGCUGGAGAUCCUGAGAGAGAUGGAGAAUGAGAAGAACGACAAGGACCGCAAGAUCAACGAGCUGGAGAAGCAGACCAAGGACCAGAGUAAGAAGGUAGCGUCCCUGAAACAUAAGGAGCAGGUGGAGAAGAGUAGGAACGCCAGACUGGUGGACGAAGCUAAAAAGAGAGAGGACAACAUCUCAGAGAGCUCUCAACAGGUCAAGGACUCUCUGCGGUUGAAGACUGAGCGUAUCGAGGAGUUAGAGGAGGCUCUGAGGGAGAGUGUUCAGAUUACAGCAGAGAGAGAGAUGGUGCUGGCACAGGAGGAAGCUGCCAGGAACCACCAGGAGAAACAGAUUGAGGAGCUGCUGGGGGCCAUGGAGAAGGUCAAACAGGAGCUGGAGUCUAUGAGGGCCAAGCUAUCAUCUACCCAACAGUCCCUGUGUGAGAAGGAGACUCACCUCACCACUUUGAGGGCCGAACGCAGGAAACACCUGGAGGAGGUGCUGGAAAUGAAACAGGAGGCGCUGCUGGCAGCCAUCAGUGAGAAGGACGCCAACAUUGCCCUGCUGGAGCUGUCCUCAUCCAAGAAGAAGAAGACGCAGGACGAGGUGGCUCUGCUAAAGAGAGAGAAGGACCGUCUGGUACAACAGCUCAAACAGCAGACUCAGAACCGUAUGAAGCUAAUGGCAGACAACUAUGAGGAUGACCACUUGAAGACCGCUCCCGACCAGACCAAUCACAAACCUUCUCCAGAUCAGAUGAUCCCCCCUCUCCUGUCCCUGAGUGAGAAUCGCAAUAAGCUUAAGCUCUACAUUGCCCACCUUACUGACCUGUGCCACGACCGAGACCCCAGCAUCCUCAGCGUCCUGACCCCACCCCCCCACUAUCACCACGCCAACCCACCAGCCUGGGAGGAGGAGCUACACAAGAUGACUUUGGAGCAGUUGGAACUGGAGUUGGAGUUGUGUGAGAAGGAGAGCGGGGAGCUGCAGGAGUAUGCCAACUCAGUGCUGCAGCAGAUCGCUGACUACUGCCCUGAUAUCCUGGAGCAGGUGGUCAACGCGCUGGAGGAGUCCUGCUGAACUCUCACCUUUAUAGACCACCCCCUGAUGACCCCAGGACCCUGCAUGAGCUUCAGACAACCUUCCUCCCAUCUAUCCACACGUGAUCUUGGCGGAGGGAGGACUGAGCGAUCAUACUACACCCCCACAUGCUCAAUUCUCAUUCCUGGGGAGAUGAUGAUGAUGAUUAACUGAUGAAGAACAGUCACACAGUGGGCUAAUGGUGGAAGGAUGUAGAUGCAUGCUGGUCAUGGGUUGUGUUCAGUAGUGCACAUCGCACAAAAACGUUUUGAAAGAGAAAACAAAGUUAAGGUAGCACCUCCCUGUUUCAUUUUUAGCAUAUAUUUUUAGCAUAUAUUAUGUGUUAUUUCUUAUGUUUCCCAUUUCCCCUCAACCACCCAAUAUGAGAGAGAGAGAGGGAGAGAGAAGCUGGGUUUUAGGGCUUUAUCUCUGGCUGACUUACUGCAUGUUCUGUGAACGUAUCUUAAGACAUAAGAGGGAGGAAUCCUAACUCAAUAUCCUAACUUGAACUUCCACACACAUCUCCCAUUGACAUCAGUGUCUGAUUUACAUCAAGUAAGGAUUUUGACCAGGGGGGGGGGGACAGGCAGGCAGUGGUUGGUUUUAGAUGGUUUUGCACACAGCACCCUCUUCAAUAUGUGGUAUGCAACGUUAGUUUAUUUUAGCCACGUACACUUCUAGUAGUGGACCACAGGGGGUUGGUGGCACCUUAAUGGGUGAGGACAGGCUCGUGGUAAUGGCUGUAGGGGAAUGGUAUCAAAUACAUCAAAAACAUGGUUUCCAUGUGUUUGAAUCCAUUCCAUUUACUCCGUUCCAGGCCUUAUUAUGAGCCGUCCUCCCCUCAGCACCCUCCACUGUAGUGCACUAUAUGGAAUAUGGUGUCAUUUGGGGACGGUACGAUAGAGUGGCCUUUGAGUGUGCAAAGGGAUCAAUACUGGACCUACAUGAGGGACCUUUUUAUUCCUCAGUUCUAUUGGUGCUACAGCUUGACAUAAGACAUGAAGAGAUUACCAGUCAUAGGAUCUCAUCCAAAGUUUCUAUAGAUAUGACUUUGUAAAACAUUAUCAUUGUUUAAUUUAUGAUUGAAUUAUGUUCCCUGAGAUUGACGUUGCCCCUUUUGUGCAUUUUUCCAAAGCUCCCGAGUGUACGGUUCUUGUAAUGAAAUGAUAGUGAAUCCUACUUAAAAGGAUAUGAAAGUCCCUUCCCAGUGGGUUUGAACCUUUUUUAAAUCAAUUAGUAAAUGACUCAUUAAAUACGUAGUGACUAGGGUUGAAUAUUUUCCCGGUGUUUUAGAAAUGUUCCAUCCCGAAAUGAAAUCCCUUUUCUCCUGGGUAACCUGGUGUUUCCCACCAAAACCGGAGGUUUCAUUCAAAAGAAUUAUAAAGCAUAUAUGUUUGGAUUUGAUUAGAGCUUUGAUCAGCAUGACAAUUCUAACCUGAAUCUACCUGAGCCUGAUGAGCCAUAUAUUUUAAAAACAUUUAUGAGCCCUACAUUAACAACAUUUAAUGAGCCUAAGCCCAAAAAUGCCCAAAUGAUUAUGCCAUUAUCCAAUACAUGUAUGAUAAAGGCUACUGCACAUUAUGCGUGACAAAAAAACAUAGAAGCCCCUAGAUGCAGCCAGCUAUAGCCUAUGCUCUCUUGGGUAAAUAAAUGAAACUAGCUCCAGUAGGCUAAUAUUUUUGACUGUGGACUGUAUUGUAUUAUAUGGACUGGAAUUAGGCACAUCAUUGAAACCAUGAAGCAGAAGAGAACAUGCAAUUCUGGUGCAGCACAUGCGGCCUACAAAGUUCAAAGUAUUGGCUAGCAAAUUUGAUUUUAAUUUUGAAAUAUAAUUGGGCCUAUUUGUAUAAUUAGUAGGCUGACAUAUUUCUAUACCUACCUGUUUAGAUACCCUGAAUGUUAUCCUUUUUCUCUCAUUCUUUCCGUGCUUUCAACAAUUAAAUUAAAUGCGUUUCGUUGUCCUUAUCUUCAUCAUUCUAACGACAUCCUUGAAUAAUAUAGGACUAGAAUUAGAUGCAACAGGCUUUCACUUCGCUUCACAAAGAUUGAAUGGUUAUGGGUCUAAAUAAAUAACUGCUAUAGCCUACCGCCAUCGCGAGUUCACUCAUCCAUCAAAUUAACCAUGAGUUCUAUUGGCUUCUGUGUAUAACAUUCAGCUAAAAAGAGAAGGCAUCCCUCUUCAAAUAGUCUAUUGGUAUAAAAAAUGCUAAAAAUAAAUGAUGUCCAGCAAGCUAUUCUGGUCUAGCUUUUCCUGCAUGGGACUCCAAGAGCUAAGGAGUGUUUUUUUUAAAGGAUAGAGGUCAGCGGAGCACAGGUGCUUGCGUAUUGGAUAAGAGACAGAGGCUAUAAGUUAGAAGCUUAUUAUGCAUAACCCAUCAUUAAUUAGCUAAAUAUAAGGCUAAUACUGCAUUGAACGUAUUACCCAUAGAAGGUAGGCUAGAACAUCUCUAUAUAUAGGGCUAUAUAUCAAUCUAGGACAGGAUUAUCUAUUUUGGAUGGAGUUGAUGGAGAGCGACAGAGAAAAAACAAGACCCCCGUAAGCCAGAAGGAGAUGGGUAUUCGAUCUUUAUAUUACUGUAACAUAGGCCAUGCUGCAGCAAAUGUAGUCCCACCUGUCACAAGAACAAAAAGUUGAGAUGAUAGGUCUACAUGCAUUAUGAACUGUGCUCCAUACUGAGAUGGGCUGCUGUCUGUCCCCACCCUGAGCGCUGAUUCAUGCAGAGGCCGUAGAGAAGCCAGAUUUAGAUAUAGCAUAUAAUAUAACAGUUCCAUUUCACACCAUGCUGUUCAUAUAGAUAAUUUAUGAUAAUUUACCGGUUUCUCGCAGUUAUUUAUCCCAGGGAAAAGCGAGUGAUUUUUAGAGGUAAAUCCCGGUAACCGGAUUCCCACCGUUCAACCCUAGUAGUGACUACAUAAAUGUAACCCAGUGGAAGAUGUUGUGAAUUCUGUAAAAAAAACAAAGUGAGAAGCUAAAAGCAGUGCAGUUAGUUGUCUAUUUUGUGUGUGUGUGUCUCAAUUUGUCUGAAGACAAAAGAUAUGACCGUACUGCCAUAAAUUGCAGAAAGUCAUGUUCUAUAAAUAUAUAUACAUAUAAAAGUAUGAUGUUGACCAUAUGGAUAUAUAUGCAUUGAAUGUUUGCACAGAAUCGUGAGGAGCAAGGCUCUCUGAACAAAAUGGCAGACCGUUCUAGUGUCUUCAGCUAAAACUGGAGAAAUAUUUCUAAAAAAUAAAAACUUUUAUAAAUGUCAAAUUACAUGUAAACUUAAAAUGUUUUCAAACUGUGACUGUGUAGAGGGAGAGUACUUUUUAUUUUCUUUCAUUUAUGUAUAUUUCUUGAAUUUUUUAUGUAUACUUUUUCCACAUGAUGUAAACGUAUUACCCUGAGGUUCCAGUGUUUAGUUAUUUCAUAUAUGAGAUGUUUGUGGGAAUGACGCCCCUUAGACUGUGUUCCCGUUCUCCACAUGUCUCACACAGUAGUCUGACCGUUUAGGACAGAACGGUCUCCAACCAUGGUUCUCCUGAUUUACAGAGCACGCUGCCAGUCUCUGGCAUUUAGAACUGCUCUGUACAGUACAUUUCUAUUUCAAUCUGUCCAUUCUGUCUAUUUCAAUCUGUCCAUGGUUGAACAAAGUUUCAAAUCAGCUUGGUCUCCAGGACCAGAGUUGGAGACUAGGCUACUGUUUAGGUUCUCUUAUCCUGCCCCUUGUCCAUACACCAGGAUGUGAUUUUAAAGUACUCCCUAUGGCCGUCUCCCUUUCCAGAAGUCAUUACUGACCUGAUAAAAUCAUAGAGGUUAAAGCAAAGGGUUUCACUGGUCAGCUUUCACCUAUCCAGGUCAUGAGAACAGUUUUAUUUCAGGAAGGAGGAAAAAAAAUGUGUCUUUCAAAAAAGUUGCAACGGGGCCCUAGCCUGUGUAUCCCUGCCCUUGCCUUAAUGUCUGUGGACUCACCAGUCUGUGAUAACUUUGUUUUCAACUCUUCAUUCAGGAACACAGUGCUGUUAAAGUGGCUACUUCUAAAGUCAUGGUUCUCGUUUUUUUUAAACUUUCUUUUGCAUUUGUUAAAGAAAUGUACUGCCUUCCGUCUGUGUUAAUGAUGAAAAAUGUUACGUAAAAUUAAAGCAAAACAGACACGUUUGAGUAUUUGCAUUUUGUAUGUAUGUAAAUAAACAUAUCCUAUCAGUC